This is a messenger RNA of Penicillium oxalicum, 1110 nucleotides long. RefSeq names its product putative FHA domain protein SNIP1. The record is from RefSeq and is a predicted model, not a curated record. Bases 1 to 1110 code for a protein of 369 amino acids. Gene Ontology annotation, biological process: maintenance of RNA location; mRNA splicing, via spliceosome. Gene Ontology annotation, molecular function: mRNA binding; protein binding. Gene Ontology annotation, cellular component: nucleus. The transcript has 3 exons. NCBI's taxonomy places the organism in Eukaryota, Fungi, Ascomycota, Eurotiomycetes, Eurotiales, Aspergillaceae.
AUGAGAAUUGAUCAUGAGGGAAAGGAAGAUCGAGAGACUGACCUCACCGUAGAAGGUGGAGAGGAUCACGUGGGGGCUCAAGCUCGAUCCGUUGGAGAAAUCGGAGGGGAGAGUUCGAUCGGGAAUUCUACCUUUGGACGUGAUUGGAGGUACCGAUUCUUUCCUUACAGUUUCCCUCUCGCAUGGAAGACAGUCCUGGGCAUCGGCGGCGUCGCUCUUUGUCAGACUCUCCUAGCCGAAGUCGUCACCAUCAGCGAGGCUCUCGUGAAGAUGACAGGAGCUCCCGGCGACGAGACUAUGACCGCCGAAGCUCGCACCGGGAGGGUUCGCGACGCCGAGCUUCACGGAGCCCCUCAGAUACAAAACCAACUCGACACGGCUCCGAGCUCGCCUCCCGAGAGCGUCCCGAACGGUCCAGGGACGCGGUUGACGACCAUCACCGAGGUCACCGACAUCGCAGCCACCGACAUCGCGAUGAGCGGGAUCGCGAUCGCGAUCGCGGCUCCGAACGAUCAUCGAGAAGAUAUCGCAGCCCACGGCGACGAUCGCGCUCCCGAUCCCCACGUCGCUCCGAACCUUCAUCACGAGCUCUUCAACGGCGGGCCUGGCGACGCGGCUCCGCCUGAGAAGAUCAAGCCCAACUAUAAUCAGACGGGUCGACUUGCUGCUGAAAGCAACACGGUCCAAGUCCAGGGUGGAGAGAAGAUUAUUCUCAAAUACCACGAACCCCCCGAGGCCCGGAAGCCGCCCGCGAAGGAGGCCUGGCGACUUUACAUUUUUAAGGGAGAGGAUCUGCUUGAGGUGGUCGAGCUUGGUGGGCGGAGUUGCUGGCUGAUCGGCCGAGAGCACCAGGUGGUGGAUUUUCCUCUUGAGCACCCGAGUUGCUCGAAGCAACAUGCUGCAUUGCAAUUCCGCUACGUGGAAAAACGAAAUGAGUAUGGCGAUCGCAUAGGCAAGGUCAAGCCCUACUUGAUUGAUUUGGAAAGCGCAAACGGUACCCAUGUCAACGGCGAUGCCAUUCCGGCGGGUCGUUAUGUGGAGGUUAUGGACAAGGAUGUCAUCAAAUUCGGAUUGAGCACUCGCGAGUACGUUCUCAUGUUGCCAAGCUGA